ACACACCAAAGUGGCUGUGAAAUGGCCGAUGGUAGACAGUAAUUGGAAAGUAAAUGUGCAUUUAAAUGCACAUAAUUAUGCAAGGAGUGACGUGUCAGUAAACAUAUAUACCCAAAUACAACUCGUCCAAUUUUGAUAGAUCAUAUAUUUUGCCUCAAUUCUUUUUGGGAAACUAUUUGAUUUGACUUGGAAAACAAUUUUUUUUUCGGUUACCAACUAGACCCUCUACGAGGUGACAUCCUAAGUUUUGACUUACAUAUCCUCUACUGACGUGAACCCUCGCACAACCUCGCCACCAUCGAGCCCUCUACCUCAGAGACCAUCGUUUCUAGACGUAGAUUGUUCCUUAGCAACCGUGUACUCAAUUUGUUCACUAUUCAAGGAGCUCAGUGCCCAGAUGAUGGCCGUCGGUCCGCCUUUGGAGAGAUGGUUCGGAGCAGGGAGGCAUAAUGUCUACCGGAGGUACUCUACAGGAGCCCCGGCCAACAGCAGCACCAGGUUCCCGAUAAAGGCCGUCAUCUUUGACAUGCCCUGCUUUAUUCAGAGGACACCUUCAGACGCAGUUUCUCCAAGUGACUCUGCUUCUCCUUCUGACGGCGAAAGAGACUCGAGCAAUCUCAUUCCUGCUUCUACUAGUAAUGGUACCAGUACCAGUCUUUGCUCUGCUGCAGUCACUGCUUCUGAGGUGACACGGAGGUUGGGCGUUUACAAUCCCCCUGAGUUGCAAGAUAGAAUUUUGACAGAGGGCAAGGCAAGGCUGGUGAAGAAGCAGAUGCUGGAAGAGGUGAUGGGCACGGGGGACAGUGUGAGAGCCAAAUACAUGGAGCAGAUCAGAGCCAAGAAGAUGAUGGCUCAAGCCAGGAGAGAAAGGGAAAGGUUUUCCAUAGACAGAGACACUAACGCUUACACCGUUCAAUCUACAACUUCUCAGAAGGCCUGGCGUGUCACACCCAAUUCCGCUGCGCUCCUCCUUUAUCUUGAGGAAAGGGGAAUAGCACAAGCACUUAUAGCACGAGGAGAUCAGUCACGGCUUAAUGAAUUGCUAGAAGAACUCAGAAAUUAUAAGUUUCAGUAUUUAAGGAAUUUGGAAAUAGACGAAACAGAGAAGUCAACUUCAGAAGCUACAAAUUCUGCAAAUCACUAUAGUGAGAUACUGAAAUCAUUUUGUGCAAUCUGGGGCCUUCCUCCAUGGCAGGUGUUACUGGUCAUUGGUGAUGAUGAACAAGAUGAAUCUUUAUGCAAGGUAAUUGCAGGUUCACAAUUGUUCGUUUGCAAGGUUAGAAACCUAUCAUACCCCAAAUAUGUGAAUUCUACCCAAAAGGAACUAUCCGAUGUUGUGCAUUCCAAGAAAUCAAAUUACAAUCGAGGACUUUUCAAGUGGUUUAGAAGACUUUCUGAGGGCACAUUGCAUGGGGAUGGUGCUAGAGAGAGUGGUGGGCAUAAUUCAAAAGAUGUUCAUUUUGAGGUCACAGACAUGACAGGGUUGAAACGGAUUAUAGAGGAUAUGAAUGGUGUAUCUUAUAGAAUGAGUACCUUUAUCCAAGAUUUUCAAUAAGAGAGGAGUAAAGCUGUGGAACUAAUAGCUGUGUUCAAAAUGAACUAUGUAGAAUUUUUUUACCAAUGAAGAAUAAAUGAGCAAAUUGUUUGAAUAAUGUAGGCCACACAUGAGUCCAUUUUCAUUGACUGUUUUUGACAUUUUGUAAUUGUGAGAUCUAUACUUGUGGUUCAAGAGUAAUAAUCUUGAAAUGACUUGGAAGAUCAAAAUUACAUAAUGAUAUGUGUGAAAAGAUUAUAUCGUUGGAAUGAAAUGUAUGACAAUCACUAAAGAUUUCCUCUGUAA
Molecule: messenger RNA, 1840 nt
Organism: Cryptomeria japonica (Japanese cedar)
Lineage: Eukaryota; Viridiplantae; Streptophyta; Pinopsida; Cupressales; Cupressaceae
Exons: 4
Coding region: 398-1555 (385 amino acids)
Source: RefSeq, a predicted model, not a curated record